Vigna unguiculata (cowpea) is the source of this 1359-nucleotide messenger RNA. RefSeq lists its product as uncharacterized. Gene Ontology annotation, molecular function: fatty-acyl-CoA binding. The record is from RefSeq and is a predicted model, not a curated record. Gene Ontology annotation, biological process: fatty acid metabolic process. Lineage: Eukaryota; Viridiplantae; Streptophyta; Magnoliopsida; Fabales; Fabaceae.
CGUUAUCAUCAGAAAAAUAGUAUCAGACUUGGUGCUUUCACACUUAGACACAAACUCAUCAAUUUUCUUCCCAUUACCAAGCCAUGGAGUUUCUUCUAUGGGAUAUUGCCUUUGUCAUAAUAGUUCUUUCUCUACUACUUCCAUCGGUUUUCCUUAAACUUCUCUCCGUUACCCCAAACUUCGAAGCUCGGGAGAAAGUGGGUGUUAUUGGGUGUGAUCAUGAUCAUGAGCAUGGAGUUAAAUCUGAUUCUAAGAGCGGGGAAACGGAUGAAGUUGUUCAGAUUGUGGGGAAAAUUGAUGAAUUCGGAGACAAGUCGAUACUGGGAAAAAUAGGAGUCCCAGAAAUUGUGGAUGUGGAUCGUGGAUCGCCCAAUAUACGCAAUUCAAAGACGAUCGAUGAGGAGAGUAGUGUUUUCAAUGAAACUGAACUUUUGAAUUUGGCUGAGGAUCAUGUUGUGGAUGAGAGUAAUGAAGGGGUUAUGAAAAUUAACGAAGUUGAGGUGGAACUGGUGGAGUAUGAUUCUUGUAGAGUGCUCAAAACUGAAGAGUUUGAGAUCUUGCCGUUCGAAAAAAACUAUAAUGAGAUUGAUGAAUCGGGUAGAAACGAGGAUAUCGGUGAUUGGGAGAAAAUAGAAAGAACUGAUUUGGAGAAGAGUUUUGGUGCAGCGGUUGUAUUUGUCGGAUCCAGGAUCAACGAUAAUAGUCUUAGUAAUGAAGUGAAGAUAAAACUUCAUGGUUAUUACCGAAUUGCUACACAGAGUUCUUGCCACGAACCUCAACCAUUGACACUGAAGUUCUCUUCUAUUCGAGCAAAAUGGACUGCAUGCCAAAAAAUUAGGAUUAUGAGUUCAGAGCAGGCAAUGGAGCAAUAUAUUAGCCUUUUAUCAGAAAGCAUUCCAUGUUGGAUUGCAGAAAAACCUUAUGAUAUUGCUGAGCCGGCUUCACAAGAGAUCCAUGCAUCUGCAAAAAACUACCCUUAUGAAUUAUGAUUUGAAGGCAUAGAUAAUCGUGGGAAUUGAUUAUUCCAUUUUGAAUUCCGAAGCAUAGCAAUUGAAAAUAUUUCCGAAUGCAGAAUUGAUUGGUUCUCAAGAAUGUCCCGAGCCAUUGGAUACACACGAUAAUGAAGUUGGGUUCCGAAGGUUUACCAUAUUUUGCCGUGUCGUGUCAUUUUUUGUUACCUGCAACCUUGAACUUGCAUAUUGAACUUCCAUUCGCGUAGAUAAGAUUUUUUUUUGUCUUGUUCGCUGAUGCGUAGAAAAUGUUUAUAAAAGGAAAUUAUUUGGCAGAAUAUUUUAGCUACACAUACAAGUAAAAGUGAUUAUAAUUUGGAUGAAAAAAAUUACUUUAGCCUUUUGUUUA